UCUUAUAACAGCAAAGCAUUCUGGUACGUGUUUGCGUCUGGAGUACAACAAAAUGUCUCAAGCCGACGGAGCAAUGUUUUCCAAUCCUUUGGCUCCGCCAUCUGGCGGCCAUCAUGGACACUCUGGUCAUGGCGCUUCUGAAAUAUCGGCCCUAACAAACGCAGACUUUAGGAAGCUUCUCAUGACUCCACGUUCUGCUCCAAAAGCAGCUCCUCCAUCGAUGAAAAGACCUGCUGAUGUGACGUCGACCCGACCAAGAGAUUAUAAUGAAGAUGAAGAUCCAGUCGCACAAAGAAGAAAAAAGAAAAAGUAUUAUGCCAAACUUCAUAAAUUAGAAGAGGAAAGAGAAAAGGAACUUGCCUCCAAAUACCGUGACAGGGCAAGGGAACGACGUGAUGGAGAAAAUCCAGAUUAUCAAGGCACAGAUACCCUGAGUGCCACUGCUAAUUACAGAGCUGUGGGACCUACACAAGAGGAAAGUGAUUCAGCAGCAGAGAGAAGAAGAUUAGCCAUUCAAGAAAGUAAAUUCUUGGGUGGUGAUAUGGAGCAUACUCAUUUAGUGAAGGGACUCGACUUUGCUUUAUUGCAAAAGGUUCGGAGUGAAAUUGCUGGUGAAGGAGAAGAGUCCAUGGGGGAAUCACUCAAGAAAAUAAAACACAAAGAAGGUGAGGAAGGUGAAAGAGAGGAAGAUGAAGAACAAGAAUUUAAGACUCGACUUGGUCAUAGAAUUUACAAAUCAAUCUUCAAAGUCAAACCACCUGAAAAGAAUGAGCUGUUCCAGCCAGGAAGAAUGGCCUAUGUGUUUGAGGUCGAAGAUGAAUAUGCUGAAACAGAUAUCCCUACAACUUUGAUCAGAAGUAAAGCUGAUUGCCCUGGRAUGGAGACCCAAACAACACUGACAACCAAUGACAUUGUCAUCAACAAGCUGACUCAAAUUCUGUCUUACUUACGGCAAGGCAUGAGAAAUAGCAAGAAGUCAAAGAAGAAGGAGAAAGGAAAAGAAAAGGAAAAGGAAGUCAAAAUAAAACCCCAAUUUGUUGAAGACAGUAUAUAUGGAGAUAUUGGUGACUAUGACACUUCACUAACAACCAAAGAUACAAACAAAAAAGAUCGACAUAAAGAAAAAUCAAAAGAAAAACCUCAUGACAAGUCCAAAACCAGUGAGCGGGACUCGCACAAAAGAAGCAACAAAUCGCAUCAGUACUUUGAAAAGCCUUCUACAACAGAGAAAGAGGAGUCUUUCAGCAAAAAAGAUGUCGAUGCUACUGAAUUUGCCAAGGAUAUAACUGAAAAGUACAGGAAAAGGGAACACAGUGAUGGAUGGAGCAAAGAAGAUUCAAAAUCUAAAUCUAAAAAGUCUAAGAGUAGUAGAGAACCGGAUAGUUACAUGGAGUGUUAUCCUGGUGCUGCUGAAGUGGCAUAUGAAAGUGACGAUGAAGAAGCUGAUUACACCAAAAUGGACUUGGGRAAUAAGAAGGGACCAAUAAAAAGAUGGGACUUUGAAAGUGAUGAACAAUACAACAAGUACAUGGAAACAAGAGAAGCCCUUCCCAAAGCUGCUUUCCAGUUUGGAAUCAAGAUGUCUGAAGGGCGCAAAACUAGACGUACCGGUCCUAAAGAUGAGAAAGCAAAACUUGAUAGAGACUGGCAGCGUAUUAGUAAGAUGAUUCAUACCUCCAAGAAGAGAGACGACGAUGACUAUGACAGGAGGGAGAGAAGGUCAAAGCGUGAUUAAGCUGGCGGCCAUAAAUAGUCAAUGUCUGAUUCAACAUCAAGAAUAGAUCUUUUAAAAAAAAAUCUUAUUUCAAUCUUAACAUUGUAACCUUUUCAGACAAAAUGAAAAUAAUAAAAUAUCAAUUCAAUUAAAAA
Messenger RNA from Exaiptasia diaphana, 1869 nucleotides. Its product is annotated as protein Red. NCBI's taxonomy places the organism in Eukaryota, Metazoa, Cnidaria, Anthozoa, Actiniaria, Aiptasiidae. Gene Ontology annotation, biological process: mRNA splicing, via spliceosome. Gene Ontology annotation, cellular component: nucleus. Bases 53 to 1735 code for a protein of 560 amino acids. The record is from RefSeq and is a predicted model, not a curated record. The transcript has 23 exons.